Molecule: messenger RNA, 7691 nt
Organism: Calidris pugnax (ruff)
Lineage: Eukaryota; Metazoa; Chordata; Aves; Charadriiformes; Scolopacidae
Gene: NAALADL2
Product: N-acetylated alpha-linked acidic dipeptidase-like 2
Exons: 14
Coding region: 49-2430 (793 amino acids)
Source: RefSeq, a predicted model, not a curated record
CAAACGGCUUGGGUCCUUACCAGGGGGGGAGUUUAUUGUGAUCUAGAAAUGGGGGAGAACGAAUCUGGCGUCCCUGGUCCCCCCCAGCAAGAGAAAAAGAUGGCCUAUCACAAAGUGAACGCGGACCAGAGAGCACAGGGGCACUCUCCGUACCUUGACAACGAUGAGCUCCAAGCCACGGCGCUGGAACUGGAAUGGGACAUGGAAAAAGAGCUGGAGGAGCCCGGCUUUGACCAUUUCCGACUGGGUGGUGGGGCCCAACAUCAUGUGGGAAACUCACAGAGCCCUGACCUUGAUCUCGAGCCCAUCCAGCCGUCGUCUUCUCCAAAGGGAAGAUUCCAGCGGCUUCAGGAAGACCCCGACUACAUCUCCCACUAUACGAGACAGGCACCAAAGAGCAACCGCUGCAAUUCUUUUCGGAUACUGAAAGUCUUUUGCACUGCUUUGAUUUUAUUUAUUUUUGGAAUUGUGAUAGGAUAUUACGCACGGAAGAAAUGCCCUUCUCCCCCAACAUCUCAAGAACCAAAUAACCGUCAUAUCUACCAUGAGAUCCUCAAGGAAAUCAAAGCUGAAAACAUUGAAAGGAUUUACAGGGAUUUGUUACAGUCCCCUAGAGAAGAUGAUGUUGACAUGGCAAUGAAAAUUCUGGUUCAGUGGACUUCCCAAGGCCUCCAAGAUGUCCGGCUGGUAAAUUACUCUGUUUUGCUUGACCUACCAGGCUCUUCUUCAAACACAGUAACUCUGAAAAACAGCGGCGAGUGCUUUUAUCCCAGUGGACAACAGUGCACCAGAGAGACCAAAACCCUUCAGAGCCAAGACCUCCUGUACUCGUACGCGGCUUACUCUGCCAAAGGAGCUCUGGAGGCAGAACUUGUUGAUGUACAGUAUGGGACGGCGGAAGACUUGAUCCAGAUUCAAGCCAUUACGAACGUGACCAAAAAAAUUGCACUUCUGAAGCUGGGACAAUCACCUCUGCUCUAUAAGCUUUCUCUGUUAGAAGAUGCAGGGUUUGGUGGUGUUCUUCUUUACGUUGAUCCUUGUGACUUACCAAAGACAGACCUUGCUGAUAAAGCUUUUAUGGUGUCCUUGAACAGCGGGGGAGAUCCAUCCACACCUGGUUAUGCCAGUAUUGAUGGAAGCUACAGGCAAAAUCGACUGAACCUCACAACGCUGUUAGUACAACCAAUUUCUGCACUGCUUGCCAAAAAACUUGUUUCCUUACCUGAGAACACUGUCCAAAAAGAUAGGUGUGUACCCCUCCAAAUGCCAGCUAAAGGCAAAAAAAUAAUCAGCCUCAAUAUUCAGUCAGUCACAACUUACAAGACAAUUUCUAAUGUUAUUGGAUAUUUAAAGGGAUCUGUAUUUCCUGACAGAUACAUCAUUAUUGGGAGUCAUCACAACAGUUUGAAUACUUAUGGUGGGCAGGAAUGGGCCAGUAGCACUGCCAUCAUCACAGCAUUUAUACAGGCCUUGAUGCUGAAGGUGAAGAGGGGCUGGAGACCAGACCGGACCAUCGUUUUCUGCUCAUGGGGAGGAACAUCCUUUGGGAACAUCGGUUCAUAUGAAUGGGCGGAGGAUCUCAAGAGAGUUCUUCAAAGAAAUGUUGUGGCUUACGUUAGCCUCCAUAAUCCAGUCAGAGGCAACUCAACAUUACACCCUGUUGCAUCCCCUUCUCUUCAGCAACUGGCAGCAGAGAGCCAGAGCUUCACCUGUGUGGAAAAGCCACACUGUCGGGCAUCUAAUGUGAGUUCUGUGCAGACCCAGGGAGAUGCAGAUUAUUUCAUCAACCACCUUGGAGUCCCUGCCACACAGUUUUCAUAUGAGGACAUCAAAACAUCCGAGAAUUCGAGCUUUCUCUCCGAAGCUCUUUUUCCUGUACAUUCAACAAAAACUGAAGAGCUGGAUCCCUCCUUCAGCCUCCACGAGACCAUUGCAAAGCUAACAGGACAAGUGACUUUGCAAAUUGCCAAUGAACCGGUUUUGCCGUUUAGUGCCCUCGACAUCGCGUUAGAAGUUCAGAACAGUCUUAAAGGUGAUGAAGUAGUCCCUCCUCAGUUGCUUGCAGCGGCGUCGCGCCUGAGGGACACGGCGGAGUUGUUCCAGUCCGAUGAGAUGCGCCCGGCCAAUGACCCCAAGGAACGUGCUCCCCUCAGAGUCAGGAUGCUCAACGACGUGCUGCAGGGCCUGGAGAAAAGCUUCCUGGUUCAUCGAGCUCCCCCAGGACUUUACAGAAAUAUUCUUUACAGACUAGAUGAAAGGACGAGCCGGUUCUCGGUACUGCUGGAGGCACUGGAGCACCACAAACUGCAUCAGUCAAACGAGACCGUUGAGGCAGCCUUGUCGGAGGUGCUGAGCAGCAUCAAUUCAGCUCAGGUUUACUUCAAAGCAGGACUGGAUCUGUUUGAGCCUACCUUGGCUGGGAAGAAAUGAGAGGAUUGGCUGCAUCCUAAGACGUUUGUUUACAACUCAUGAAACAAAAGUUCGACUCGGACCAGCAUUUCUCUGAGGAUGAAACCUUUCUCAAACUUUUCUUUCAGUUGGCUCUUCAAGGUACCGCAACGCGUGGUUUUAGAAAUAUAAAACAGUCUUUUGCACUGUUCACGGUAUCUCUCAAAUGUCUGUUUCUGAAUGUAUAAAACAUAAUGAGAGGGAAUAACACUUAAGAUGUGAUUUUUUAGAAGGACAUCUGCUGUAUUUUUAUAUGUAAAAUAUAUUUUUAUGACUAAAAGCUCAAUCUUGCGAAGUACCUGCAAUAUGCUGAAGACCUGGUUCUGAGACACCCCAGCUGUUAUACCCAGGUGAACUUGCCAGGCCUGCUCUGUCAGAAAAAUGUGACUUAAAUAUACUCUGAUGGUUUUUAACCUCCUCAGCAAACUCAUCUCCCUUACUCCUUUCAGAGUAAGUAGUUGAAGGAUGUGGCGUUUCCUUGGGUAUCCAGCACCGGAGUUAAUCAGGAAAUGCACCCAACACCCUCACCAGUGCAAUCCAACAUCUUUACUCCUGUGGAGCAAUAAAUACCUCAAUUCUGAGAAUACAGAUAAACUUUGAUUAGUCCAUUUCUGUAUGAAAAAGAGUUGUUUUCUCUAGUGAUUUUUGGAGAGAACAUUUUGGUGAUGAUUUCAAAUGAUUUGAGAAGUUUGAAGCGGUAGUUACACUUGUACAAAAAUACUUUGAUUCUGUACGUUAAAUCAAAAAAAAGCCUAGUCUUUUAAGGCUACAGGCUUUAUAACCUUAAACAUUACCAACCUGGCCCACUUCAAGGUCUCCCAAAAUUUCCAGACACCAGUAAAUGAUAAUGAGACCUCAGUGUUCUGGGAGCAUUUUUGGGACUCCAGCACUCAGGCACACCACCCACUGGUCCAGGCUGGAUCAUUCCAUCAGCAGUGCCCGGAAUAUAGGAUUAUGGUCAAAAAAGCACAAGGAAGACGUCAAUUUGCUCUCUGCUGCAGAACCAGGAAUUCACCUCCGAAGGCACAAGGUGACACAGCGUGUUGCAGGGCUAGAACUCAGAUCUGUUUGGCACUGGUGGAAGCCUUGUACAAAGGCUGUAAUCACCCCAUUACCUUGUUGGCCUGAAGUAAUCUGUGAAUGAAAGGAGCAGGAGGUUCAGUGUCUCCUAACCUCUAAGGGGUUAAUAUACACGGUUGAGAAAGAAUUGCAGGUCUUAAUAAUAUAAACAGGUGAAAUUAUUAAGCCCUAUUGGGUUUAGAGUUUUACAAUCUCAGAUGAUUCUGGGGUUAGAGCUUAAAAAGUUAGCUUUAUAUAGAUACUUAGAAUUGAAAUAUAAUUUAUUUGAUGGAAACAUUAAAUGUGUUGUUACCCAGUUUGCCACAGAAACAUUACAGAAACAUUUCAGGUUACAAUAAAAAUGGAAAAAAUAUCUGUAUUAAUGUAAAAAAAAUGCCUUAUGGAAAAUUUCAAAAUGUACAAUUUGGUGAAAGACUUGUUAAAGUGCAUGUUCACAUAGGAGGAAAUGGGAGUUGUUUAUGGAUCUGGGUUUCUGUUUCCAAAAGCCCUUGGCAAAUGGGCCUCUCUUAGCAGUGACCCAGGACUGGGCACGUACAGUUAUGUUCUUGCUACAUUUCUUUGCAAGUUUUUGUUAUGUUUCAUGGGCAAAAGCAUCCUGAGUGUGACCAGAGGCGGGGCUAUGGACUUGUAAAACUACAACUGAAGGAGGGAUAUGUUCAACAUAGUCAGCACAACUGCAUGAAUUUAGACAUAAUUAUCUCCUGUCUUUAAUUGGCACCUGAUAAGCAAGAGCAUAUAAUUAUUCUUUUGAUAAUGCUGGUAUCAAUUCUGUUAAUUGCAGAGAGAAUUUGACUGCUGAAAAGUAACAUUUUUUUCUUAUACUACAAUGUUGGGUCAUCCCCUUGUUUCUAUAGUUUUUAUUAUUGUAAUACUUAAAUGGUUGAAAUGACCACAUUUGAGUUCUAUGUUUAUUUUGGGAUAGAGUUUUGGGAUGUACAGUGCACACUACAUCUGAAUUGUAUUUCCUACUAGGGACUGCUCUUCUAACUGUUUAGUAACAUAUUUUCUUUAGACUGGGGACUCGCUGUGGAGCCAAUGUCUGUGGUCUUAAAUGAUAAAAGGUCAGGUGCCAUUAAGAGACCAAAAAUAGAUUUAACUUUAACUCCUUUAACUUUGCCAGGAGAAUUUAAUAACUGCUUCCUCAGUAUGUGUGUUCCACCAAAACCACCUCUAAUAUAAACGGAGUGUACUCAGGCAAAAUCAGUUGGGAAGGGUACGUAUGAUUUUUCAACCAUGUAAUUCCUCACUAAAACAUUUAUCUUGUUUUCUCACUAAUGUCCUCCUCUAGCCACUUUGAAAAUAGCAGACUGCAAAGUACUCCACCAUAAAAAGCCCUGCUAUUGUAAAUGUCUGUCUCUUCUAGAGACAAUCAUAGAUUCUUGUUGGUGAGAUUAAUCAGAUGUAUGGACUUAAAUGUAUUGAUUUCAAUGUCAUCUCACACUUCUGGAUCUCUAGCCUUUUAUUUCAAAUGUUCAGCUCUUACAUACAAGUGCUCAGUGAUAGUAUUUGGGCCAUUAUAGCUUCGGAAGAGGCACUUUUGUGCCAUGUCCUCCCAUUGAUUUUUAAAUCCUACGUAUUGACUUCAAAGAAUUUAUAGCAAGUUACGGUCCUAAAUACCUGGUGUGUUUCUAACAUGGAGUUUUUGCCCAUCCAGCUCUGGAACAUCUGCCAAAGGAAGGUGAUAGUAAAUCAUAGUAUCUUACUGAUAUUGAAUACAUUCCUAUAUUGUAUAGAAAGAAAUGGAGCGUCCUUAAAGGCAGAAGUAUGUUUGCAAAUUGCCUGAAUGAUACUAAAAAUUUACCUUUUCAGAAACAUCAACUGCCAGAGACAGUAUAACAAAUGCAUUGAUUACUAAGUAAUCUAGAGUCGUGUUCACAGUGACCAGAAAAUCCCUGCAGCUUGCAAUAUUUGUAUGUUGAGACAGUUGAUAAUAAAAAGCUAAUAAGAUUUUAUUAGUGCAUAUUUUAAAGAGUCCAUAAAGAAGCUAAAGUACAAUCAACUCAAAUGAAUAAUAAGUACCUGGGAGCUGGAUUUUGAGUACUAACCUUAAAAAAGGCAGCAAAUUGCUUUUAUCUUCCAAGAAAAACAAGCCUAUUUUGAUGUAGAGUAUCUGUGUGAAUAUGCAAACACACAAAUACACAAAUGCCUUAUCUUCAAAACGUUGUACAAACACUAAUUUACUUGCAGUGAUAUUAUACAUCUCCAUAAGCAUAGAUGUAAAUAAUAACUACAAGAGAAAAUUAACAAGCACUUUGCACUGCUUCAGUUACUUUUCAGGAAGUAUUUCGGUCUAGAGCUGCAAAAGAAGGCACCUCAGCUGACCUCAGUUCUUGCAGCAGUCGGUGGGGAAAGGUUAAAUCUCUCAGGUGUUGCAGAAGGGACCUCUGGAGGUCUCCUUGUCCAAGCUGGCUGCUCAGGCAGGGUCACUCAGAGCCAGCUGCCCAGGGGGCUCUAUGUCCAGAUUACUUUGGAAUAUCUCCAAGGGAUGGAGAUUCCAGAACCUCUCUGGGCAACCUGUACCGGUGCUUGGUCACCCUCACAGAGAAAACGAGUUUUCUUCUUCCAUAAAUAAUAGUUUCUCCAAAUCUCUCCCUUUAUUUCUUAGUUAUUAAAUUACUGUAAUUGGUUUAACUGUGUUAAAAGAUAACUGGGAUUUCAUUCAGUGAAACUCUUGGCCAAGGUCUCUAGGAUUUCACAGUUAAUGUGUUGGAAAGUUUGUAUAAGAAUAUUUGUCCUUCAAGCCGUGGGAUUUAUUUUUAAGUUGUAGACACUAAUGUCUUUACAGGGUUUUUUGUAUGGUCCCAGGUUCCCAGUCAGAUGAUUUUAUCUACAUUAAGAGAGUUAUUGAGAACAAAAGAUGCAUUAGAAAAUACAGGAAGGAAAACAGCUGUCAGCAUAUGUGUAGCUGUGCGCUAGGAAUAUAUCUGUUCUGACCAAACUUUGGGAGCCCAGUGCAAUUCAAUGGUUUGUGUUGCGCAGAAAGUCAGGCAAGAUAAUCGUGGGGGUCAUUUUGUCUUGAAAAGCUAUUAAAUACUAUCAACGUAGUUAUGUCUGGACCUGUAUUCUCAGGGGAGCAGUUAAGAGUUUCCUCCAAAGCCUUGUGUUGCCAGCUGUUAUCAGAGUUACUCAGAAACGGGCACCUCUGACACGCACUGCAGUUGCUAUCUCCGGAAAAAAGCGCAGUGUGGAAGAUGUUCUUUUCCCUCAGCACUCUGUAACGUUUUAGCAGGAUUCUGCCAGUCACAGAAAGGUGAGGGGUAGGAAACAAAUCUCUUUUUAAGAUGCCUGGGACCUGAAUUUUGAAAACAGUUCACCUUACACAGUACUAAAAUAGUUCAAAACAUAGUAAGGUGUCUUCUGCUGGGGCUCUGGAUCUUCAAAAUUUGAAAUAGAGUAUGGGAAGUAAAUGUCUCAAAAAUAUAGAAUGCACAAUUAAACGUUACAUUAAUGGUAGAAGUUACUUGCCUACCAAUGCAGGGAUAGGAUUUCAUCACCUUGCAUAGUUUUUGGUGUCUUUAACUAUCAGACUGUACUUCCUCGCUCUGCCACCGUCUUCUCCAACCCCCUGCAGUCCUUCAGUUCCACUUCCCUUACAUCCUUAUGCCACAUGAUGUCUUUGUGCCUCACCCCCCUUUUCUUGGUCAUUCCCACUAGUUUUUAGUCUCUGUUCUUGUUCCGUAUCACUUCUUAGUCAUCCCACUAACUUACCAACUAUCACUUCGUAGUCUCCCCUUCAGAUCUCCAAGAGCCAAGUUAACCCCCCUCAACCCAGUCAGGCCUUUGUUUCCCAUCCAGUUCCAGUUUCCUCAGCCAGUUAUUUCAGUUCUCCUGUCACACCAGUUCCCUGCUUUUCUGUCACCCUUCCUGUAGCUACGAGGCUUCAUCCCAGUGUGCUUCAUCUCUCUACCUCUAGACCUUGUCCUCUGUGUUUGAAUCUCUUCAGCUCCUUUGUCAGUUCUGCUUGGGCAUGGUGGAAGGUAGCGGAGUGACAGAGCAGCUCACCUCCCUUCAGUUGAGAUUCUUAUUCCUGCUACCCUGACCAUAAUAAAGAGCUGAAAGUGAUCUUGUGUUAAAUUCAAAGUAAUGUCUUCACUCUCUAACGUCUGGAUCAGGAAAUUCCCUGAAAAACACCAGUGUAGGCAGGUGACAAUCUUGGAAGUUCU